Messenger RNA from Coffea arabica (coffee), 2744 nucleotides. RefSeq lists its product as uncharacterized. The record is from RefSeq and is a predicted model, not a curated record. Gene Ontology annotation, cellular component: membrane. NCBI's taxonomy places the organism in Eukaryota, Viridiplantae, Streptophyta, Magnoliopsida, Gentianales, Rubiaceae.
GUAUUAGUGGGGGAAAAGGGUCUUUUUAUCUGUUGCCCUGCCUUUUUCUUCCUCCUCCAGUCAUAGAAAAGAAAAAAAGAAGUUGCUGCCUUUGGUUUCAGAUUCUUAUUAUUCGAUAGAUUUAGAGAUUUAAAGGGGGAAUCUACGGACCAAACAGUGCUCUCUGCCUUUCCAAAUGCUAACAGCCUAAUACUGCUACUACUUUCUUAGCAAAUCACUCUUCCUUUUCCGUUCCCUACUUUCUUAGCAAAUCUCAGUCAGUCAUCUUUUUAAUCCCAUUGAAAAUUUUCAAUUCUCAACUGAUUUUAUCCCAAUUAAAGAUAACAUGGGAAGAAGAAGAAGAAACCCAAAGAAUGAGUGCUGAGGAGCAGGCUGAUUUUUAUUUUUAUUUUUAUUUUUUUCGGUCAAAAGGAGCAGGCUGAUUCGAGGGGGCGAUUUGAAACAAAGAUGCUCCUAUGAUAUGUCGUUACUUCACUCUAUUGCUUGAGGAGGAGCUGCUGCUCACUGCCAUCGCCUGUGUGUUUUUAUCAUCUGCACGAGCAUUCCCCAAGAAUUGAGAGUUUCUUUCUUUCUUUCCUUUUUUUUUUCUUCUUUUUUGCUCUGGUGGUAAGAAAAAGAAAGAAAUAAAGAAAGAAAGUGCUGCUGGGCUGCUGCUGCUGCUGCAUCUGUCCAUCUCCUCAAAGAGUUAAAACUCGCAGCGUAUCAAGCUGCUUUGCAAUCUCGCAACGGUUCCCCCCUUCCUCUCUCACUCUUUAGCUUUAUUCCCCACUCCGCCCUUAAUCGUCUUCUAUCUACAGUUACCGUUGUACUUUAGCUAUCAUUUUGCUUUGCGGUAUAAAAAAAAAGCAAAAGAGAUGCACAUUACACAUUAACUCGUGGAGUGUUAGCGUACUGGUACGGUAAGACCGUAGUAGUAACAUUCUUCCAUUCUGGGGCAGAUUUACAACUUGUAGUUUUUUCAAGAUUGAUUGAUUCUACGUGGCCUGACCUCCCUUUUUUGGUUCAAUCCAAAAUCGGGGGGUGGGGUUCGACCUUGGCUACUUGUAUCCAUUCUGGAUCUCAGAUCCAUUUCCUCCAAUAUAUAUUACUACUCCCAACUCCCCAAGCAGUAAUAAUAGUUAUGUGUAAUUAUUAGAGUGUUGUUCAAAAAUUUCCCUUGUUCUGAUUGUACGUUUUGAGAAAGAUUUCAUAAAAUUCAAAGAAGAAGCAACCCAGCAGCAUCCAUGGGAUGGGGUUUCUUACAAGUCUCUCGAUGCUUAUCCUCCUUACUUGGCUCUUCUGGUUGCCUUCUCCUGCUGCUUCACUUAGCGCUGCACGGGCCCUGGAUGCACUUCUCCAGGACUCUGCUUACCGCUCAUUUGUUCGCCCCAGGACUGGUGUCGUCUACGAUGGACGGGUCCCCUACAAUUUGACUGGGAUUAAGGUCUCGGGGUUAAGGCUCCGGAGUGGCAGCUUGAGGACUAGGGGCGUCCCGAUGUAUAAAGAAUUUCAGCUUCCCGUGGGUGUUGUUGAGGAGCCUUACGUGGAACGCCUUGUUUUUGUGUAUCACAACUUGGGCAAUUGGUCCUCCCUCUAUUACCCUUUACCUUCUGGUUAUGUUUUCUUAGCCCCAGUCCUGGGUCUCCUUGCUUACGAUGCUUCCAACCUCUCGGCUACUAACUUACCCGAGCUGGAUAUCAAGGCUACCGAACAACCCAUCUCUAUCAGAUUUUCAGAGGUCAUGACCAGAACAGCAGUACCGGAUGGGUCGGUUCCCAAGUGCGUCUCCUUUGAUUUGCAGGGCCUUCUCAAUUUCAGCGCUAUGUUAUCUGAGAACACCUGUGCAACAUUUCGAGAGGGGCAUUUCUCGAUUGUGGUCGAGUCGAUUGGCCCGUCACCUGCACCCGCGCCGCCUCCAGCUCCUCCUCCUCCUCCUGGUGGCAAAGGAGGAGGAAAGAAGAACCACCACCAUAAAAAGGCGGUCUGGAUAAUUGUGGGUUCCGUGCUGGGGGGAUUAGCACUCUUGGUUCUCUUAGGGCUGCUCGUCGUCUGGAUGCUCAAGUUCAAGACGAGGAAGAAAAUGCAACAGAUGGAAAAGGCUGCAGAGGUUGGGGAGGCGCUGCAUAUGACUCGAGUUGGGAGCACUAAAGCACCUUCUGCUACUGUCACGCGGACGCAACCAACCCUUGAGACUGAAUACGUGCCUUGAGCAGUCACCACUGCUCACCCAUCUCAUUCAUUCGGCGGCGUGGUGGUCUGCAUUUAGGCUGCUGGCUAGAGUGAUUUCAUUUUUGACCAUGGAUAUUGCUGUUGUCCCAUCUACAAGAAAUAAAGAAAACAAAAAUUCCAAUUUGAUGUUUUUGCGAUGGCAUUCUUCAUCUGAUGUUUACACAAGAAGGCGAGUGAAGGAGGAGCGUUUAGCUUUGGUCUAAAGCUGUUGGCAACUUAAUUGGAGUAGUUGAUGAUGACCAGGAUCAAGUAGUAAACUGUCUCCACGAGGCUUCUGGUAAAACCCGGGCGGGAGGUUUUAGGCUGCCUGGUUGAUACGGUAGUUAAUAUAGAGAGACAAGGUACGACUAAAUGCUCUGUUCACCGUGAGACUUGGGUAAGCACCUUUACUUCCUUUAAAGUCGUUCGAUGAAGAAGGUCCAGAUUUGAUUCGUUGUUGUUUCUUUAUCUUCAGUGUUUAGUCAGCUGGCUUUGGAGCCAACUCCCCUCAGAUGAGUUGAUUACCAAAUGAAGCGUAAUGUACAAGUUUUACUCCA